AUGGGCUUCAUAAAAAAGCUUUACGAGAAAUUUGUCGGCCGAGAAAAUUUGAGUGCCCCGUGUACUCUUGUUAGCCAUGUUUUCGAUGAAGAUGAUGAAGCUGAAUUGUUCUUUGACUUGGUUUUGGCACGUUUUGAAAAUUUUGAUCAACAAAAUAACGCGGUAGGAAACAAAUCGUUCUCCAGUGAUGUUGAUUUCAUUAUUCAAUGUACUAUGGCAAGUCUGUCAUCAACCGAACUGUGUAAAAAAUUUCAGAAUCGUAUCGACUCCUAUUUAUAUAUUUAUCGUCGAAUCGAAGAAUAUAUCGGAAUAGUGAAACAAUCAGCUUAUUGGAUACGAGGCUGGGAAAACGAUGUUAAACAAUUGAAAGAGAAAUUAUUGCAAUCAUUGUCUCGAGUGUUUAUUGAAAGUAAAGGUCUACAACCGAAUCUUUGUUUAAAAGACGAACAACAAUUACGAAAAAUAAAUAUUGUUCAGUACUUAAUAGCAAUGACAGAAAUUGGUGCAAAAACAAUUGACACAUUUUUUGUUUUGAUUAAAUUAUCAUUUCAAUCAUCUAUUGUGAUCGAUAAACAUGAUCGGCUACAAUGGAAAAUUAUUAUAUCAAAUAUAAAAUAUUUUAAAAUUUCCAUACAGGAAUUUAUUUCUAACUAUAUUACUUACGAAUUGGCAUUCCGCGAGUUUUCACUUGAUUUGCCGGGCUUCAUUGAACUCAUUCGGAAAAAUCAUCCGUCCAAACAUUCUGAAGAAUCGCCGUUUCUAAUAUUCUUACGCCUUUCCAAAGAUUUAAAUAUCAAAACUGAAGAAUUUUUUGAUCAAUAUCGAACAUUGUUUGAACGUGGUAUUAAGGAAAAGUUUUAUUGCUUUUCACACAUCGGUGAUUUAUUCACUAUCAUCGGUCGUCACGAUCGCGUCUUUGAUGUUUAUUUCACAAUUUAUGCUAACAGUGUGGAUCUCGAUGAUCUAUGGACAAUGUUCAUGUAUCUAAGCACAAAGAGUGAACUGAAUGAUAUAAUUCAAAAACACCUUAUUUCCAAACUUAGUAUUCGUACAGCAGGUGCACCAAUUGAUAGUUUUCUACGUUACACAAAAUUUGCAACAGAAUGCAUGACGAAAAAAAUCAAACAUGAAUAUCAUCCACGUUUUCUGAGGAUAUUUGAAAAUAUAUUCGAAGGUUUCAUCGGCCAUCAGUUGACUGACGAACGAUAUUCUUAUCGUUUUUCUGAGUCAAAUUUAAAAGAAUUCUUAAAGAUCAGUCUUGAAAUGUCAACAAGUCAUGAUCUACAGCAACCAUCUUGUUUGCUCAUCGUUCGACGCUUGAUAUUUCAAAAUAGUACUCGGCAAUUGAAUACAGCUGAUAAAACCAAAGGUUUGUUUGAAAAACUAAAUGAUUUUGAUCAAAGUUUAUGUGAGAAGAACAAUCCCGCUGCUAUUAUUCAAGACGAAUGGUUGCAAGACUAUCUUCUACUUAUUCCUGAAGAUUUUUUGCGUUAUUUCAACGAAAAUGUGUACAAUUAUUUGUGCAAUAAUCAUUUAAAUAAUCGUUGGACACUUUAUAUUUGGAGAAGACUAAUAUAUUUGAGCAUUCUCAAAUCAAAAGCUGAGAACACGAAUGAAAUACUUUUGAAAAUGAACGAAUGGAUGCACAUUGUCAAGCAUGACAACUACAAUAUCAAUGAUACUUUGACAAUCAUUUUGAUUAUCAAUCUAUUUGAACUUGUUAUUGUCAAAUAUAUAAAAUCUGUUUUGUCACUUCCGAAGAUCGAUAUUAUCAUGAAUUUUAUUGUAAAUGCCCGACAAGAACAACUACAUCAAAUGGAUACCAAACAAGUAGAUGAAUUUAUUCAAGGCGCUGAAAAAUCAAUUCAACAGAUCUUACUACUACAAGGUCCUUGCGAAAAAUAUCGUGAUCAAUCAAAUUCAACAAUAUUAUAUUGCUUUAUGCAGUACAUGGAUUUUAAAACAAUCAUUACAUCCAUUGAUCCAAACCAAUAUAAAUUUCCUCGUCCUACAGAACAGAUUGAAUUAAUUGUAUCACCUAUACCAGAAGAUAUUUAUAUCACAGACAUUAAUAUCAAGGAACAAUAUUUUCAACUAUUCAUUCAACAAGCGAAUGAGUGGCUUCGAUGGUUUGAUAAAUUUCUCUUAGUAUUUUUGCAUGUUGUCGAAUGGUUGAAGAAUUGGAAUGUCAUUGGAGCUGCUCAAUUAUUUAAUGAUAUGCGUACAGCGCAAAGUAAUUCAUCAAUCACAAUGAUUCAAAUGAAAACAACAGUUGAGAAAGCAUUAAAACUACUUCGACCUUUUAAUGAUCUACAACGACUAUGCCAUCUACUCAAUUGUUUAACAUCUUUUCAAUUAAUUGACUCUGGUACACAAGGCAAUCAAAUUAUUUCUGAAAAUUAUAUUCGUGAAUUAAAACGAUUUCAACCUAACAACUCAUUCAAGGUAGAUUCCAAAAUGAUUGCUAAAUGCAUAAUUCCUAUCAAUGGUCGUCAAAAUGUUCAAUGGUGUAUUGCUAGUGAGAAACUUGCAUGUAAUAUAGAAAUAAACUAUCAAACCACUGACUUGAAUGAUUCUUCUAAAUUUUUAUGUCGCAAGGAAAAGGUUUCAAUCGAUAAAUAUGUUCUACAAGGAGAAUAUGAGACACAAAGAGCUGGCCAGUUAAUGAUUCUCGUCAAUAAUGAAACAUUUCCAGCUCCACGUACUAUAUGGUAUCGGGUAAUACAAACACCGUUAUCAACUUCUCAUCUAUUCCAUGGUAUAUUCAAUAUGUUUUAUCAACAAUACUCUAAACAAUCAAUAAAAACAAUUAAGGAGAGUGAAUUGAGUAAUUUGCUCGAUAGAGUAUUUACAUUUAUUGAUAACCUCUUGCAUGGUACUGUAAGUUUAAAAGAUAUGGCUGAUCUUAAAGCCGUAUUUUGUGAUAAAAACAUUCAUGUAAAAGAAGAAGUAAAGAAGCUCUUUAGUAAACGUUCUUCUGAAGAAGGAACAAAAAGAAAACGAUCCACGAUUGUUAUUCGAACAACGAUCGAUCCCACUGAAAAAGAAAUUGAGCAAGUUUGUGAAUGGCUACAGAUCUAUCAAUAUUAUAGUCAUGUUAAUAUUAUCAUAAAUUGCAUUGAAACAUUUGAUAUACUACCAAUCGAUAAUGAUGAUGAGUUGAUCGGUCGACUCAAACGCUUGCGUGAUGAAAACUGUUCGCUGAAAGAAAUUACGCAAACGUACGAAAUUGUAAAACGGCAAUUUCAAAAUUUAUCGAGUCAACAUUUACAAUUAAUUAAAACAGCACUCGAGUGUUCAAAUGCUGUUCUAAUGAUGAAAAAGUAUGAUUUAUAUUCACCUCAUGGACGUCGUCGAUUUCAAGAAUUACGAGAUAAUUUAACAACACAAUUUCAAUUUCAAGAACGUAAUAAUAUGAUUCUGAAUUCAUGGAUUAUCGCCUAUGCAUUGUGUGAGCCGUUCGUCCUCAAGGCUAAUAAUUUCGAUGAGUUUCUUAAUCGCAUUGCUGGCUUAUCGAAAUUUGAAGAAAACUCUCUCAAUCACAUUCAAAUUGUCAAUGAGAAUGUACAAAUUGUUAAUAUGUGGCUAUCAGCAGAAGAAACAACAGUGUUAGAUAAUGCUCUUUUAACAAUGGAGCAUUUGUACAAAACCGGUAAAGUUCAGAUACGUCUUAGACAUUUAAUGAAUGAACAAUCUUAUUUUGAAAUCAUCUAUUCUAUUGAUAAAUUGGGAACUGAACAGGUGCGAAGAGCUGAUUCACAGGAUGAUGGCUAUGAACAAUAUAAUGAUGAAGAACAUAAUCAACAAAAGUCUAAAACACUAAAAUUUACAUUGACAAUGAGUGACAUCGAUGAUCAUAAACGCCAAUUAACAUUCUGUAAUGUUGAUUUACAAGAAAAUAUGAUUUAUAGAAAAAUAUUAUUACAAGAACAAUUAAAAUUAUUGAAAAUUGUCGAAAAAAUUUAUUCUAUACUUGUAAAAUUAGAAAUGACAGGUCAUCCAGAUUUUCAACUCAGAGAAGAAGACUAUGAAAUACAUGACCGAACUGGCGAAAUCGAUACGAUUCUUACGGAUCUAAGAAAAGAUCAUCGCUUACGAGCGGAUCGAUUGAAACGUGUCGUAAAAACUCGCACAGAGAAUUUAGAAUCAAUCUAUCGCGCUUUAGAAACUGCUUAUGAUAUAUGGAUAACAAAUUUGGAAAGAUUUAGACAGGACAGUCGUUUAUUAAAUUUAUUCUCAAAUCGUCAAAUAAUGAUCCUUAUUAUUUUAUUAACAACAUCGACAACGCAAAAUCAAAUCAAAUGUCAUUUUCUGGAGAAAUUAUCACUAUCAAAAGAUAUCAUCAAUCAUAAGGGCAAGGAACAAAAUCUGACCAUUCAGUGUUUGAUGCAUUACUUACGCUCACUGAAAAUACGUGAUUGUGAAUUAUCUGAAGCUCAUGUAUCACGUCUGCAUGAAACAUACAAAAUUGCGUCAAAUUCUAAUGUUGAAAUGAGUCUAAAAAAAUUGUCCGAAUUUCUGCGAGAUUUGUUGAAAAAUGGAAGAGAACUAUUCAGAAAAAAUCCAUCAAUCAAUGAAAAUCAACAGUAUCUUGUAACACCAAAUGCAAUGAAACAUGCAACGGAUAAAAUACCACUCGAGCAUGAUCUUGAUAUGGAAACUUGUUGUGUUCUAUUGAGUCUAUUCAAUGAUCGACUACCAUCUGUCUAUCAAAUAUUAUGGUGUUCGAUUGCUACAGAAGAUGAUAUACACUUGUUCUUCUUACGAGUACGAACAUUUCAUUGCAUGGUAUUUGCUGUGAUGGAGAUCGAUAAAAUGCAUCAUCGUCUUCGAGAAUUAUUAUUAAACGAACAGGAUACAUUGACGCGACAAGAACAACCUCAUGGGACCGUCUAUUAUUUUUCAAGAGAAUUAACAACAAAUCGGAGAGGCCUAAGACCGUUUCAUAUCUUACUCAAACAUCGAGAUCCGAAUCAAAUUUAUACGCAAAUAGUUCGAUUAUUUGGAGAACACAAUUACACACAACCACAGAUUCAAAUCAUAUAUGGAAAAGCUGGAAUAGGAAAAACUCAUUGCAUUAAUACAAAAUAUAAAGAUCAAGAUACAUCGUGUUUUAGUAUUAAUGAUACACUAAAUUUAUCAUCGUUGAUUAGCUCAUUCCUAUUGUUUGAUUCAAGAGGUCGAAACGAAAAUCCAUCGGUUUCUUUCAAUAUAUCAAUUCAUGCACCAUUUGAAGAUCUAAAUCGUACUUUCUUGUCGCUUUUUGUUUGUGGAUCAUUGACUGAUGCGAGUACUGGUCUCACAUUUUCUCUACCAGAAAACAAACAAUGGAAAUUUGUUAUUGAAAUUCCUCAUACAGACAAAUAUCAUAUGACAAUCAAAGAAAAUUUCGAUAAAAUUUUACCUUUGUUAUCAAUUAUAUCACCAUAUACAUUAGAAGAAGUCACAGACGAAAAUUAUCAAUUAUUUAUUAACCGAGAAGAAGAACUUGUUGCACGAUUCUUAAAAGCCUAUGAAAAUCAAACAAUCGAUCGUCUCAUGACAAUAAGUCCAACUGGCAAAGACCAACCUGUAAAAUUCGAAAAAUUGACAAAUCGCGAUGAAUGUCGUCAGCAAAUAUACAACUGUAUGACAAAAUAUGCUCGCGAAAUACCAAGAAAUAAAAUUUCAGAACUCUCUUUCACUAAAUUUUUAUAUCGUCGUAUUCGAUUUUUUAAAGGUCAUUAUUAUCGACUUAACAUAACUUCUCAGCAUCUCGGUUCAACUGUUAUGAAACAAAUGAUUAACGAAGCUAAGUUUCUUGCUCAUAUUGAUUUUCGACAUAAUAAUUAUCCUCGUAUUUAUCUUGUUUUCGAUCCCUAUUUUGCCUUACAUCUAUUACACGAUGAUUGGAAUAAUGUUUCAAAAGACUUGAAGCAACUCUUCAACAACAAAAAUCCAUCACUGACAGACGAUUUUAAGAACAAAGAUUAUUUUGCUAAAUGUUUAUCUUGGCUCAUCGAUAUAAAGUAUGAUGAUUUCAUAAGAAUAAUGAAUGAAACAAAAUUUAUUUUGACCGAAAAUUUUGCUUAUAAACUUUUUCAUGUUCACGAACGAAAAUUAACUAGACUACCAUUAAUUAUCGAAGGUGAUACUGCACUGUUAGUUAGAAAAUACAUUAUAGAGAAAGCUGAAGGAUAUUCAAGGAAUGCCUAUAUGAAUUCUAGAGAGAAUUUUAAAAUUCUUGAAAACUUGAUAUUCUGA
Rotaria socialis is the source of this 6243-nucleotide messenger RNA. Lineage: Eukaryota; Metazoa; Rotifera; Eurotatoria; Philodinida; Philodinidae. The record is from the annotation of a GenBank genome assembly.